Messenger RNA from Effrenium voratum, 1353 nucleotides. The record is from the annotation of a GenBank genome assembly. NCBI's taxonomy places the organism in Eukaryota, Dinophyceae, Suessiales, Symbiodiniaceae.
AUGGCGCAGUUGCCGAAUUCGCUCGAAGCCCGCGAUGUCGCUUUCCAGCUCCACUCCUAUGCGGAUGCACGCAAGCAGGAGCAAACCGGUUCGCUGGUGAUCGAAAAGGGCGAGGGCAUCUAUGUCGAGGACGUGAGUGGCAAGCGCUACAUCGAGGGCAUGGCGGGCCUGUGGAGCGUUGCCGUCGGUUUCGGUGAAAAACGUCUUGUGGAAGCUGCCGCCCGUCAGAUGGAAAAGCUGCCCUAUUAUCACACCUUUACCUUCAAGACCCACGGACCAUCCAUCGAGCUUGCAGAGAAGCUGAUUGAAAUGGCGCCCGUGCCGAUGUCGAAGGUCUAUUUCACCAAUUCCGGAUCCGAGGCCAACGACACGGCGAUCAAGCUGAUCUGGUACCGGUCCAACGCACUUGGCCAGCCGGAACGCAAGAAGAUCAUUUCCAGGAUGCGCGGUUACCAUGGCGUGACGGUCGCCUCCGCCAGCCUGACCGGCCUGCCGAACAACCACAAGUCCUUCGACCUGCCGCUGCCGCAGAUCCUGCAUACGACCAGCCCGCACUAUCGCACGAUGAAGAAGGACGGCGAGAGCGAGGCGGAGUUUGCAAGACGCUGUGCGCAGGAUCUGGAGGACCUGAUCCUGGCUGAGGGUCCCGAAACCAUCGCCGCAUUCUUCGCCGAACCGGUCAUGGGAGCCGGCGGCGUUGUCGUGCCUCCGGACGGGUAUUGGCAAGCGGUUCAGCCGGUCCUCAAGAAAUACGGCAUUCUUUUUGUUGCCGACGAGGUGAUCUGCGGUUUCGGACGAACCGGCAACAUGUUCGGGACUGAAACUUACAAUCUGCAGCCGGACAUGAUGACCUUGUCGAAAGCCCUGUCAUCUUCCUAUCAGCCGAUUUCUGCGCUUUUGAUCAACGACACGGUGUAUGAACCGAUUGCAGACGAAUCCCACCGGAUCGGUGUUCUGGGACACGGCUAUACCGGUAGCGGGCACCCGGUUGCUGCAGCUGUGGCGCUGGAGAACCUGAAAAUCAUCGAAGAACGGGACCUGGUCGGGCAUGUCAGGGAGAUCGCACCGACCUUCCAGAAACGGCUGGCAGGUCUUGCCGACAACCCUCUGGUCGUCGAGACACGCGGCAUUGGUCUGAUCGGCGCGGCCGAGCUGCAACACCCGGCGCAUUCGGAUACGCCCGGGUCGCUCGGCGCCGCAGCGAAUGCCGCCUUUCAGGAAAACGGCCUGAUCUCGCGUGCCAUGCUUGAUGCCAUGGCCUUCUGUCCUCCGCUGAUCAUUACGGACGGGCAGGUCAACGACCUGUUCGAUAUCGCCGAGGAGAGUCUGAAAAAGGUGGCCGCCAGCCUAUGA